GUGAGGUGGGGAAUCUCCGUACCCCCAGUACUAUCGGAGCUGUGUAGGAGAGAGGAAAACCAUCCUAAACCCCCUCCUCCGACUCCUGGUGAACCUGGCGAUGUGAAUACAGAACCUUGAGUUUAAACUGGAGAAAAGUUCCAAAUUUUGACGCAAGAUGGAGACACUGGCGAUAGCUGAUCAUAAAUACAACCUACGGUGGCCGGACUACCAUGACACCAUCCUUUCAACUUUUAGAAGUUUGAAGGCCGAUGAAGAUUUUGUGGAUGUAACCUUGUCAUGCGAAGAACACCAAUAUUCGGCACAUAAGGUUGUCCUGUCAGCAUGCAGUCCUUACUUCAGAAAACUUCUAAAGAACAACCCUUGUCAGCAUCCUAUUGUUAUCUUAAGAGAUGUCGCAGAAGACGACCUCAGAUGUCUGCUGAACUUUAUGUACCACGGCGAAGUCCAGGUUGCCCAGGACAAUAUUCAGAGUUUUCUCAGGACUGCUGAAACUUUACAGAUAAAGGGGCUCUCAGACCAUCCUUUGAAAGAUCAAUGCCAAAAAACUUCUUCUACCUCCCUGUCUCCCCCCACCUGCCAGACGAACCCCGAGCAGCUCGAGCAGAUGGAUGCUGAGGACUACUCUCCUAGACUUAAACGAGUUCGUCACAAUAACGGACUCAACGGUCCCCACUCGUCCUCUCCUCCUCUCCCCUGUCGUCAAUCCCCAUCGGACCAUUCUCGUCACAAUGGUGACCGGGAACCGUGGCAGCGACCAAUCUCUCCGCGAAGCGACAAUGUCGAAUCUAGCAGCCACAAGUUCGACAAAUACGACAUUACCGACAAAUCCCUGCUCAGUCAAGCACUUGAGAAGAGCGACAGUCGUGACAGUGCGAGCGACACGACCGGUAGCGAGCGACCCGGCUCAGCCAGCUUGGACACCAUCAAGUCCGAGAUGGGUCGAGAUAUUGAACAUCACCCCAACCCUCUGUUCCCGCCUGGUCUUGAGGCGUUGUACCGGCAGGCUGGGUUUCCUUCCUUCCUGGGUCUAGGGCAGGGACAGUCUAAUCUAUCUAUCCCGACCCUACCCGGUCCUUCUACCACACAUGUAGGACUACAAAGCCAUGCUGCUAACCCGACAAUCGGCGGUUUGUUGUCGGAGUUAACCGCCCCUGUUUCAGUCGGCGGGAAGCUUGAGAUGAUGCGCGUGCGCGCAACGGAUCCCAGACCCUGUCCUAAAUGCGGGAAAAUUUACAGGUCUGCGCACACUUUGCGCACGCACAUGGAGGAUAAGCACACAAUCUGCCCUGGAUACCGAUGUGUCCUGUGUGGAACUGUCGCCAAGUCGAGGAACUCGCUGCACUCGCAUAUGUCACGACAGCACCGUGGGAUCAGUACCAAAGAUCUCCCUGUACUACCGAUGCCGUCGCCCUUCGACCCAGAUCUUGCAAGCAAACUUCUUUCAAAAGCUGGAGUAAAGGUUUCUGCAAGUGAACUUGCCGCGCGCGCCUCGCCGACUGCACCGAGACGAUCUGACCUGCCCAAGCUAGACAACAGCUUGUCAAUCCAUCAAUCAAACCAGUUCCCUCUCCCACCCUCUCUUCAUCCUUCUCAUCUCAGUCUGGGGAGAGACAGGGAGAACACAGAUCCUGAAGACCUUCGCUAUUCUUAUCUCAGGGUACCGAUGUCAUCUCCCUACUCCUCCUCCCCCUUCUCUUCUCCAAACUCCCAUCCCAUCAACUCAUUCCCUCUGAUGGGAGGGCUCCGACACCCCAACCCUAAGGAUUUCCCUGGUAUGGGAGGAUCGGCUCUCCUCGACACCUACCUAUCCAUGAUAGCAGCAGCUGAUGGUAAUGUUGCAGCUGCCGCCGCUGCUCUAAACUUCCAGAACAGUCCCGCCAGAGCGGCGGCUAUGGCAGCUGCUGCCGCAGCUGCAGGACUUAUCCCUAUGAAUGGCAAGGAUGACAGGUAUGGAUCUGACCGAGAGGAUGAAGGAGAACUAGGUUCGGAUGCGGAGAAUGAUGAUAUCAGCGAGGUCGGAGAUACCAGACCAACCAGUGCUGGUAUAGGGAUCACUACAGGAAACAAUGGAGACCAUUAGACAAGUAUAGACUCAUCCCAACCUAUAGAUAUAUCAGUAUAUAUAUAUAUAUAUAUAAACAUUGUAAAUUAACAAAUUUGUCAUAUUAAUGGAUCUGUUCUAACUGCGGAGAGAUUAAACGGAGAUAUUUAAACGAGCGGAGAGAUAUCAACGAACGGAGAGAAGAAAUGUCGCAAAAAUAUAUCAUUUUUAUCCUUGAUGUUUCAUUCUAUUUCUAAACAUGUAAAAUAGACAAAAUUUGUUUAAGUUCCAGUCGGGUUAAAAAUACAACCCGCGAGAGAGCACCUUUAAAGCUCAAACUUAUUCAGUGCCAUUUAUUAUUUCAGCGAUUUUUAAUUGGAAUUAUGUAAAAAUAUGUAAUUUUUUCUAUUUUCAUAGAAAGCAUCAGAAUACUGAUGUCAUAAUAAACCUGUAGGUGCUAAUAUGUUAGAAUAUCCUUAUAGAAACCUACAUUAACUGUUGCAUCUUUUUUACCCCCCCCCCCCCUAGUUAUAUCUUGUAAUUAUAAACAUAUGUAAUAGUCACAUUGUACUUAAUGAACCCGGUUCAAAAACCGGUCUGAGGUAAUUCAAAGCAAUAAGUCGAGAGAUCCACGUUUUGUGAUAUUUUAAAAUUAGAGAAAAUUUACUUUUCCCCUUCUUUUCCCAGUUGUAGUAGUUUUAUGAUCAUGUUUACUCCGGUGUUUGUAACCUUUAGCCAAACCUUAUCACAUCACAUUUGAUAGCAAUAACUCUUUUCAUGCAAAAAUAGUCUUAAUUUGUGAUAACCAGUACUACCGGUGAUUCAAGGAGAAUUAGAUAUUUGUAACAAGUUGAACAAAAAGUAAUUUUCAUAAUUUACUUUUUCAACAAUUUUUAAUUGUGCAACCAUAACAGGGUAUCCCCUCUAGUAAUUAAUAUGUAAGAAGAAUGCCAAAAGUUUUACACUUUUCAAUAUUGUAGUUUGUAAAUUAAAAUUUUUAAAUUAAAAACAUGCAUAAUUACAAAAUUGAAAAUUUAUCUACUUUUGCUAAGUUCUGAAAUUAUUAUUGUAUGUGUACAGUCAGAUUUAUAAACGUUUAAAAGGGUUUAAUUUGUUGGAACUCUUAUUUUUAUGUUUUCUACCUCACCCCCUUCCAUCUUCAGAUCCUCCUCCUCCUCCUCCUCCUCCUCCCUCAAAACUCCUUUAUAUCGACUCUAUAAAAUUCUCAAUGUGCCAUAUAUACAAUACAUCAUGUACUUCUUAA
Molecule: messenger RNA, 3308 nt
Organism: Eurytemora carolleeae
Lineage: Eukaryota; Metazoa; Arthropoda; Copepoda; Calanoida; Temoridae
Product: protein abrupt
Exons: 12
Coding region: 158-2083 (641 amino acids)
Biological process (GO): regulation of transcription by RNA polymerase II
Cellular component (GO): nucleus
Molecular function (GO): protein binding
Source: RefSeq, a predicted model, not a curated record